Meloidogyne enterolobii is the source of this 315-nucleotide messenger RNA. NCBI's taxonomy places the organism in Eukaryota, Metazoa, Nematoda, Chromadorea, Rhabditida, Meloidogynidae. The record is from the annotation of a GenBank genome assembly.
AUGAAUAGAGCCAAACGGAGAGAAUAUGUUUACUCACUUGAUCCAAAAAUUGGUUGCUAUAUGUUUUAUUUUACGCAUAAUGAAAAGAAACUUUGUAUUGACGCUACAAAAGAAACAGGAGAUAAAGGACGUUUAGUCAAUCACAGCCGUUUGGUGCCUAAUUUAAAAGCUAAAAUAAUCGAUUUUGGUGAAAAAUAUCCUCAUUUAUGUCUAGUCGCAAUACGUGAAAUACAAAUUGGAGAAGAGCUUUUGUUUGAUUAUGGGGAUCGCACUGCCUUAACUGUUGAGAAGCAUCCUUGGCUUUUAAAUACAUAA